This is a messenger RNA of Colletotrichum phormii, 1179 nucleotides long. RefSeq lists its product as uncharacterized. The record is from RefSeq and is a predicted model, not a curated record. Gene Ontology annotation, molecular function: DNA-binding transcription activator activity, RNA polymerase II-specific; transcription cis-regulatory region binding. Gene Ontology annotation, cellular component: RNA polymerase II transcription regulator complex. The transcript has 4 exons. NCBI's taxonomy places the organism in Eukaryota, Fungi, Ascomycota, Sordariomycetes, Glomerellales, Glomerellaceae. Bases 1 to 1179 code for a protein of 392 amino acids. Gene Ontology annotation, biological process: regulation of DNA-templated transcription.
AUGUCCAUCGACAACAAAGAUCCCGUCAAGGAGGAUACUCCAGAGACCGUGGGUUCUAGUCCCGAGGGCGAACAUCAGCCUGCGCCUAAUGGCACUUCCAACAAUGCCAAUGGUGCUGCCGAGGGCCAGCAACCAAAGCGAAAGGGCGGCCGUAAGCCUAUCUACGCCACGUCCGAGGAGCGUAAGCAACGCAACCGCCAGGCUCAAGCUGCCUUCCGCGAGCGUCGCACAGAGUACAUCAAACAGCUUGAGGAAGCCAUCCGCGUUCAUGAGUCCAACCUGCACAACCUCCAGGCCGCUCAUCGGACUGCUGCCGAUGAGUGUUUGAUGCUGCGCUAUAAGAAUUCCCUAUUGGAACGCAUCCUCUUGGAGAAAGGCAUCGAUGUUCAGGCUGAACUUCGUGCCAAAACUGGCAGUCCCAACUUGGGACCGACUCAUGCUCCUCAGAACAUGGUUCAACCCCCACCUAUCCAGCGAGCCAUUUUGAACCGACAUCACCAGUCUCGCCGAUCCAAUUCGAGCAUCGCCCCGAAACUGGAGCCCGGCAUCAGCCCUCUGCCUCCGCCAAUCCAAGCAGCUCACUCGGCUGCUUCUCCAAAGGGACGGCCCACCCCUUCAUCACACUCCAACUCGCCAACAAACACGGCACCGUACGGCGGCCAGCAAGCGCUUUCACCAGCAGCCUCUGACCACGGCCCGCUUCGUCCUGGCAUGGCAUCGUCCAUGAAGUCUCAGCUCAGCCCCAUGGGUCCCAUGAACCCGGCCGCUCGAGCUCACAUGAUGUCCGGCGGCCCUCCUCGCGUUGGCAACAGUGGUUCUUACUACCCGACACCUGGGUUCCAGAACCACAUUGAGCAGCUAGAACAAGAAUAUGAUGCUCCUGCGGACAUGAUCGAAGACUCCGAGAUCGACACCCCGAGCGGACCUGGUCCAUAUCCCAACGGCUUCUCCGGCGACGCACCACAGCACAUGAUGACUUCGCCAAACUCCGUUGGUCCCGGUCACGGUCAGCACAUGACGUCUCAGGCUGAGCCUCCACAACCUGCCCACACGACACAGGGUGCAUACCCUUCCAUGACGCAACUCUUGGAUACCGGCAUCGACUGGGAUCCCUUUGGACUGAGCGCCAGUAUGGCCUUCCCAUCACAAUUCUCUUUCGAUACCAGCAACAUGCGGUAA